AUGCUAGUACCAGACGGGAGUAGCGAUAUAAAUACUUUUCAGUCAAACACUUUAGAUGUAGGAAUGUCGUUACUUGCACCGGUCAUAGUUAACGUUCAGAAUGGAGAAUGGGUCCAUCAAAGAGUCUUGCUGAUAUAUGGGCGGGCUGGCCCAAAAGAUUUAUCAUUUAAAUCAAAUGUCACGGUCGAGCAUCAUACCGAUAAUUUUCCUUCGACAGUAUGGCCAGUUUUAAAUUCUCACUUCAAAUGUCUUGUACAUCUUGACCCAGGUCCAAAUAAUAUCAAGUUUACAUUCGAUCAAGAACCCUAUGCACCAAACUCACCUCCAUUGUCUACC
This is a messenger RNA of Acaulospora morrowiae, 336 nucleotides long. Lineage: Eukaryota; Fungi; Glomeromycota; Glomeromycetes; Diversisporales; Acaulosporaceae. The record is from the annotation of a GenBank genome assembly.